Drosophila ficusphila is the source of this 3468-nucleotide messenger RNA. RefSeq lists its product as uncharacterized. Bases 506 to 3373 code for a protein of 955 amino acids. The record is from RefSeq and is a predicted model, not a curated record. NCBI's taxonomy places the organism in Eukaryota, Metazoa, Arthropoda, Insecta, Diptera, Drosophilidae. The transcript has 4 exons.
AUGCGCGCAUGUGCAGUCAGAGAUUCAGAUACUUGGCGGUGCUCGCUUCGAUUCGUUUUCGAGUUUCAUUUCGUUUCGCUCGUCGGCGGUUGGGAGUUCCGAGAUCCAGUCGGAAGAUAUAUGCCUGCUAUAUAUGCCAGUGGUGUGCCGUGGUCGCCGCAUCUUCACCAGCAUCCCUGCGCGCAAUAAAAGUGAAAUUCAGUGACCCCCGCUAAAAAUUGGCAUUGCCAAAAAUUACAAUCAGCUUUUUUGUUUCGUUUUUUUGGUUUUUUGUUCGAGUGCUUCUCUCGCGUAGUGAUUAAUCGAUCGAUAAGUUGUUAAACAAAUCGCCGGAGAAAUUCAAAGGAAUUUCACAGGUAGCCAGGGGGCAGUUUACCUGCUCGCCGGGGAAAAUCCAAAUCAAUUUUCGGCGGAGAGGAGGAGUUCGACCUUCGAGGAGAAGGUGUGUGUUUGCAGCUCAUCAGCAGCACCUGAGAAUAUUACCGAGAAGUCGUCUGUUCGGAAAAUGGCUCUCCAAAGGCGAACGCGUUGCUUGAGCCUUCUCACCUUGGUUUUGGCCUCCAGCUUGACCAUUGCCAGUUCACAAACUUUAACCAGAAGUGGAGGAGGCUCAUCCCUGCCCGCCCAACCGGCGGAUCAUCUGGUGCCGCCACCACUUCCCGUUCCCCAAAGACUUUCCCACGCGGGUGCAGGAUCUCCAGCGGUUGCCACAUCCUCUGUGGCACCUUCCAAUCCGGAGGCUGGCUUCAUGACCCGCGUGGCCAGGUGGUUUGGCCUCGGCGGUGGUGGUGCUGGGGGUGGUGCUGGUCAGUCCACCAAGGAUCAGCAGCUGAGUGGCAGCAAUUCGCUGAGUUACGCUUAUCCAAAGCCAGCUUCUGGUUUCGAUGCGGGUGGCAAGCCCUGCAGUUUGUGCAACAAGUAUCCCUGGGUGCCCAUGGUGGGGCAUGCUCCUCCGCACCAGCAGCAGCAGCAACAGCAACAGCAACAGUUGCAAGUGCAGCAGCAGCAACUGCAGCAUAUUCCGCAGCAACAAUUGCAGCAAGUUACCCAGCAACAGUUGCAGCAUGUUCCUCCGCAACAGCAACAUUUGCAGCACGUUAACCCACAACAGCAGCAACUGCAGCACAUUCCCUUGCAACAGCAACCUGCCACUUGGAACUUGCAGCAGCCCUUGGCCCAGGCAUCCCAGCAACGCCAGCGAGCGGUGCAAUUCCGUCCAGGUUCCAGCCAAGGUGUCUUCCUUCCAUUGGCGGUGCCAUUGCCGCCGCUUUAUGGAGCCCAACCCUUCCGUCCGCCGAAGGAGAACGCCGUGGCCCAGUCGGAGGUGCGACCCGUUCCAGUCUCCCUGCCACGACCCACUGCUGCACCACCAGCUGCACAAACACCACCCAGUGGUUCCAGCAACUUCGAGAUCGUGCAGAGCCACCAGGUGACGGACUUCGUGACCUCCGUGGAGUACCCAGCCACCUUUGUCCAAUCGCAUGCCAUUGAUUUGGGAUCGAGUGGCAAUCAGGGAAGUGGAAUUGCGGCGGAGGAACCCCAGGUGGACAUCAGCACGGUGCGGUAUCAGCUGGAGGAUCUGAGCAGUGGCCAAGUGCAUCAGCAUCUGCCCGCCUCCCAGUUGCUCACGGAGAUUGGUCACUUUGCGGAUAGCACCACGCAACCACCGCCGGCGGAUAAUUAUCCAGCUGCCUCGUCGCAACAGCAAUUGCAGCAGGAGGAGGAUCAGGAGCAGGAGCAGGAGCAGAACUUCUACUACGCGGAGCAGUUCCCGGAGGAGACCAGCACCCUGGUGUACAGCACCACCACGGAGUUGCCACCCACCACCACGACGCCGGCUCCACCUCCAUCCUCGCCCGCUGUGGAGUUGAAUAACCACCUGGCUGCAGUGCAGCAGAACCACAAUUUCCGUCAGGGAAUCGGAAGGGGAAGGGAGACCCCAAAGCGACUGCUCGACUCACCGAUUAACCAUGCGGGUGGACGACCCUUUACCCGCGACCCCGCUGAUCUGGGUUUCCGGGUGAGUCAGGUGUACACGCCCACGCAGCCACCCACGCCCACCUCCACCUAUGGAGCCAUCGAUGCCAGUGGCCAGUUUGCGGGGAUGUCGCCGCCGAGUCCGCAGCAGGUGAUCAUACCCUACACCACCAAGCAGAGGCCACGCCCCUUCGAGAGUUGGACGCCCACAAAGCAACACCACCAGGGUAAUCACCCAGGGAACCACCAGGGUAACCACCAUAACCAUCACAGCAACGAUCUGGAGGAGGAACCCCACGAACAGCAGGAGUCCAAGCUGGCCACGGCUACGGUUACGGCACCACCGAAUGCCCGCCGCACCACCAAGUACCUCACCAAGAUCCUGGCCUCCAACCUGAGGGAGCUGCUCAAGCGGGAGCGGGAAACGAAGAGGCAACCAGCCGGUCAGGUUUUGGGUGUGGACAUCAUGCGAUUGCAGCACAACAUCGAUGGAUGGACCGAGCAGGAGUACAAUUCCCUUUCGCAUCGACCCAGCACACCGACGAUCCGGGGCAGGUCCAAGCACAUCCCAUCCGAGUACCUGACCACCACCACAACCACACCGCCGCCCAUUUCGGUGGGUCACAGCCAGCGCCAAUCGAAAACCACGCGAGGUGAGGGUUUCGAACUGGGCGGUGCUCCGCCCACCGAUGCCGGGGAUCUGUCCACCUCAAUCAACAACCUGGAGCAACUGCAUCUGCUUGGCGAACGGGGAUCAAAGGGUUUCCAGCCCAUCGACGAUAAUCGCCUGCACUUUGAUUACUACGAUGGUCAACAUCGUCUAAGAUCCACGCCAGCAAUGAACACAAAUCAAGGAAGUCCAGGGUUCACCACCACCACAGAUGCACCACCCACCACCAGCACCACCUCAACGACGCCGGCGGUGGCACCGCUCUACGUGCGCAGCACUCCCACGCCCAAGGAGCUGUGGAACCAGGCCCAGGUGGCCAUCCUGCCGCAAACCAACGAGAAGGUCUACGUGGUCACGCCGCAGCCGAGGCACCAGGAGCACCGCAGCCGGGAGGGCAAGGCGGAGAGCUUGAGGGAGGGGGAACGCCACGAGGCAUCCGCGUCGGCACCCAGGCCAGUUUACCAGACGCCAGCGCCCCGGUUUCCACGGAUGCGACCCACUCCAGCUGGCGAAGUGAAGUCGGCCACGCCCACCAGUUCGUCGCAGGUGCGCAACUAUACGCCGGAUAUCUUCGGGCUGAUGGGACUGUCAUCCUACGUGCCCGCGGAGCCCGUGGAGAUAAUCGAUGGAAAUUCCAAAGUCAACACGAUUGUGACGGCAGCGCCGACGGCGGCUGCGCUGCAGCGACCAACAGCGCGGUCAACGAUGUCGCCUUCGCCAAGAUAGAGGUCGGACCAAGGUCAAAUCCGAGCCUCAUCCUCCUGCCCACACCUAUUGUAAUAUAUUUCCCCCGCCACCCCGCCCCUUACGGCCACAUCCAC